Messenger RNA from Arvicola amphibius (Eurasian water vole), 2597 nucleotides. RefSeq names its product apolipoprotein L domain containing 1 (gene Apold1). NCBI's taxonomy places the organism in Eukaryota, Metazoa, Chordata, Mammalia, Rodentia, Cricetidae. Bases 71 to 811 code for a protein of 246 amino acids. Gene Ontology annotation, molecular function: lipid binding. Gene Ontology annotation, biological process: lipoprotein metabolic process; lipid transport. Gene Ontology annotation, cellular component: membrane; extracellular region. The record is from RefSeq and is a predicted model, not a curated record. The transcript has 2 exons.
CAGGGAACUAUAAAGCACGCUCAUCCAGAAACGGCCUUACUUUUCUUCCUGGAGGCCGGAGUGAAGGGGCAUGGAGAGGCUGGCGGCCUGGGAGCCGCAGGGCGUGGAUGCGCUGCGACGCUUCCAAGGACUGCUGCUGGACCGCCGCGGACGGCUGCACGGCCAAGUGCUGCGCCUGCGCGAAGUGGCCCGGAGGCUCGAGCGGCUACGCAGGCGCUCCCUGGCGGCCAACGUGGCUGGCAGCUCUCUGAGCGCCGCGGGAGCGGUGGCCGCCAUCGUGGGGUUGUCACUCAGCCCGGUCACCCUGGGGGCCUCGCUCGUGGCGUCAGCCGUAGGCCUAGGGGUGGCCACGGCCGGAGGGGCAGUAACCGUCACGUCCGACCUCUCUCUGAUCUUCUGCAAUUCCCGGGAGGUGCGGAGGGUUCAGGAGAUCGCCGCCACCUGUCAGGACCAGAUGCGCGAGCUCCUGAGCUGCCUGGAGUUCUUCUGUCAGUGGCAGGGUCGCGGGGACCGCCAGCUGCUGCAGAGCGGGAGGGACGCCUCCAUGGCCCUUUACAACUCUGUGUACUUCAUUGUCUUCUUCGGCUCACGCGGCUUCCUCAUCCCCAGGCGUGCCGAGGGGGCCACCAAAGUCAGCCAGGCCGUACUGAAGGCCAAGAUUCAGAAACUGUCUGAGAGCCUGGAGUCCUGCACCGGCGCCCUGGAUGAAUUUAGUGAGCAGCUGGAGUCCCGGGUCCAGCUCUGCACCAAGGCCGGCCGUGGACACAACCUCAGGAUCUCUGCCGAUCAGGAUACAGCGUUGUUUUUCUAAGAACAUCCUUUACCUACACGGGAUGUUCUAGAUCUGUAGCAUCCACGGGGAAGUGCCACGUAGGUGGGGUGCAAAGGAUGACAGAAACUGUUCUUGUAGGGCGUUAGUCCUGAACUCCUUGUGUGUAAGGGACUUUUUCACUUGUGUAAUCCCAAUGGAGUAUGUGACCCUAAUCACGCACUUUGGGCGGCCGAGCGGGGCGGGACGUGGAGGGGGGGGGGCGCGAAAAUCCUUUUUGGCUGCACACAGCUGGCCAGAUUCUCCCAUUUUAGAGUUAUAAGGGGAGGGGUACUUUGAUGGUUUGAGCUGAAGUCUGGCGAGGUCCCUCUGGGACCUUUUUUUAAGUUCUUACUAGAAUCCUGGGAUUCUCAGAAGGUUGGCCAGACGGACUUUUGCUUUACAGCUCUGCUUCUACAGUUUCUGAUACACAGAACUCCGAAUCCAGAACAAGAAAGACCCGUUCUUGCCUUUGUUGGGUUGUAGAUGCAGGCUGGUCCUCUGAGCUUACUGGCCCUGCUCUUCCCGCCCCUGUCAAUUUAGAUACGAGACCCAACACUGGCUCAUUCUAAUGCUCCUUAACAUUUGAAAAUGAUGGCAAGAAAUAGUCAUUUCCAGCCAGGCGUGGUGGUCUAUACCUGUAAGGUUAACACUUGGAGAUGAAGACAAUCAGCAUCAUCCUUUGCUACACAGUAAACUCAAGGCCACCCAGGAUUGUAAGACCCUGAUCUCAAAAACCAAAACCAAACCAAAACAACAAAAAGUUAACCGGACUCCCUUCAAUAGACUUGUUCAAAGCCUCUGCAGGGGCUGUCAUCUUCAGAAUCACUCACAGAAAGCCCAGGAGACACUGUCCCACAUGUCAAGGAAAGACCCUGCUGCAUGCACAUAAAGCCGGUUACUCUGUCCGCUAUGAACUAGGAGAUGGAACACCACAGGCCCUCUAGAGGGCAGUGUCGCCCGUUCCUUGUGGAAACUGGUACCGAAAGGAAUGUGAAAUUACCAGAAAAACCCAUCUUUCUCUAGUCUCUGAAAACUCCAGAUGACAUAACUUUAUUUAUUUAAAAUGUGUUAUUUAAUUACUGCCUAUUAUUUACAUUUAAUUUUAUUUAACCAUCACGUUUAGAAAAUAAUAAGAAUAGUAACUAUCUGAAUGGGAGUCUCUUACGGCUCUUUUCAAGAGGACAAGUUUGAAGUUCUUAAAUGCCUUUUUCCCCUCAGAGGGUACUCUUUUCUCUAGUGCUUGACAUGAUUCUUGUAAGUAAAAUGGGGCAGUCCUGAAUAGAGAGGUAAAGCUGACUUUUAAACUAGGAAAUGGAAUCUUGGAUUGUAACUUAUGAAUGAUCAAGCCCAUGUGUCCUGAAGGUACUUUGCCAGAACAGAACACUUGACUUGAAUAGAAAACCUGUAAUUUAACUCAGGGACCGGGGGCAAACAGAGACGCGUGAAGGGGUAUUUUACCUUGGAAGCCUGAUGUCUUUUAAGUUUGUGUUAUGGCAGAGAUACGUUGUAUUUGGGGGUUGUAAGAACCUGUUAGCUACAUUUAAGAAAGUACUUCUAAUUUACUCAAUAUCUUCCUAAAUUAUCCUAAAAAAAUUAGUUGGAAAGUCUUUGGGACCAUACCCAAGAAAUCUUGGCUGUAUUUUUAAAUUAUUUAGUGUUACACAUGUGUAUAGCCCCUAUGCUUCCCAGUGAUGGCCUUGUGUCUGAAGAAAUGUAAUUUUGGCAUGAGGGGAAGGGGCUGCUGUUUCUAUAUUUGUUUUCUUCUAUAAAUUGUAAUUGGAUCACA